Lineus longissimus is the source of this 6867-nucleotide messenger RNA. RefSeq names its product MAP kinase-interacting serine/threonine-protein kinase 1-like. Gene Ontology annotation, molecular function: calcium/calmodulin-dependent protein kinase activity; calmodulin binding; calcium-dependent protein serine/threonine kinase activity. Gene Ontology annotation, cellular component: cytoplasm; nucleus. Gene Ontology annotation, biological process: intracellular signal transduction; protein autophosphorylation; peptidyl-serine phosphorylation. Lineage: Eukaryota; Metazoa; Nemertea; Pilidiophora; Heteronemertea; Lineidae. The coding region runs from base 430 to 1932 and encodes 500 amino acids. The record is from RefSeq and is a predicted model, not a curated record. The transcript has 7 exons.
AUUUCUGCAUUGAAACAUACAUUGUAUCCCACUAUUCACCAUAUUGUGCUAUCUUGCCAUGAGUGAUGACUCAUCACUGCCUAUGUGGCUAUUUAUAACAUCUUUAAUACCACAUCAGCACUGAUCAGCUGAUCAAAGGCAUUGUUAAUUGCAUCAGCAAUGCCAAAUCAUCAGCAGGUCUGUCACCACAGCUGGAAAUUUGAUAAAAUGAUUUGUCCCAAGUGUGAUGUUGGCAGUAGGGAAUCCGCGAGCUGGAAGGCUAGUCACAUCUGGACACACACUGACGACGACACAGCACGGUCAGAACGUGAUGCAGAUUUGAUAUAGCAGUCAAAGCCCAAGUGUGUAGCCAAUAAUUAUUGGUUUGACGGACUCAAAGUUAGAGUAUAAAGAAACAAGUCGAGACAGCUUUAUUACAAAGAUUGUAUAAUGAGAGGAGAUCUGCAGCUUAGUUUUAUGCCUCUGUUUGGGAGUGAUGACCACUUCAAGAUGGGUAGCCUCAGCAGCUCACUGUCUGGCCGGCCGGAAAGCCUAUAUCUGGAUGAGUCGAGGCCGGAGAGCCUGUAUCUUGAUGACAUGACCCAGCACGAGAUGGAGCAAAUCGGCGAGCAGAUGAUGAUGGAUAGAAAACCACGCAGGAGGAAGAAGAAAAGGGCCUCAGAUGUUGUGAUUAAGAAGUUUGAAGAUUUGUACGAGGCAACAGGAGAGGUCCUCGGACGUGGUGCCGUCUCCUCUGUACUCACCCACAGAAACCGAAUAAGUAACAAAGAGUAUGCAGUGAAAAUCAUCGAGAAAAAAGAAGGGCAUAGCCGCAAGAAGGUUUUCAAGGAAGUGGAGAUAUUCAAUCAUUGCCAGGGACAGGAACAUAUUCUAGACUUAGUUGAAUUCUUCGAAGAGGAAGACAGAUUCUGUUUGGUGUUUCCAAAGAUGGCCGGCGGGACUCUGCUGCACAAUAUCGAGUGCCGUGGUGCCUUGACUGAACAAGAGGCCAGUAUGGUGGUCAAGGGAUUGGCCACUGCUCUUAAUUUUCUCCAUGAGAAAGGUAUGGCCCACCGAGACUUAAAACCUGAAAAUAUUCUGUGUGAACGAAGGGAUAGCUUAAUUCCUAUAAAGAUCUGUGAUUUUGACCUGGGAAGUGGAAUUCGUCUCGGAAGUACAACAGCCACCCCCAUCACCACACCAGAGCUAGAUACACCAGUCGGAUCUGCUGAGUUCAUGGCCCCGGAAGUUGUUGACGCCUGGUUGGAUGAAUGGUCAUCAUAUGACAAGAAAUGUGAUAUGUGGAGCUUAGGAAUAAUUCUUUAUAUAAUGCUGAGUGGUUACCCUCCGUUCUAUGGUAAAUGUGGUGCUGACUGUGGCUGGGAUCAGGGAGGAACAUGUGAGAUGUGUCGCAGCAUGUUAUUUCAGAGAAUCCGAGAUGGCCGCUUAGAAUUUCCCAUCGAGGAAUGGCAGGACAUAUCGGAGGCUGCUAAAGAUCUGAUCUUUCAUCUUCUCCAGAGGGAUCCAAAUUUACGAUAUUCUGCUGCAGACGUGCUGCGGCAUCCAUGGGUGACAAGGGAUGCGGCUAAGACACCGCUGGCAACCCCUCGUGUUUUGAUGAGGAACAACAGCACAAAAGAUUUGGAAGCAUUUGCAAGUGAUGCUAUUGCCGUGAACCGUAUGGUUUUACAGCAUCUCACUAUAUCCGAGCCUAGGGGCAGCCUCAUGAGACGAUGUAGUCGCAAUGUAGGGAGCGAAGUCCCAAGGCUCCAAGAGGAUAUUGCAGAGUUUUUAAUUCCUGUGCCAACAAUGGGCUUAUCGCCACCUGGUGAAUCAAAACUGGCGAAACGCCGUGCGCAGAUGCACAUGCGCAACUGCCAGAGUGAUGAAAUGUCAUCAUCUCCACGAUUUAGCAUCACGUUGUCUGCCACACCGAUUAAAGGUGCCCAGUAGCUGAAAGGUAGUGGACUUUCAUUCUCAGUUUCACAAAACACCUGUUUGCUUGCAGCAUAACAUUCCUGUGAUGAGGCUUUUAAGAGAGACAUGGAAGGGUUUAUGAGACUUUUACUUCCCUGGUCCAACCUCUUUUCAAACCUCUUUUCAAAUAACAAACCUCAAGUUGUAAGGGUGUGCAAUGCAAUGUCUUCUCAUAUUGAGAGGAAAUCACCGCUUCCAGUUUUCAUAUUGUCUAGGAAUGGAUGAUUCCAGGCAUCUUCCAAAGAUAAGGACCAUCAUCAUCAUUACAAAACAUUUCAUUCCUCUACGAGGUGGGGCUGCUAGGGUCUUCAUCUGGUUACAUCAAGUGCACAGCUUGUGUUGAAAUAAGACGUGGUUGUCAAAAAUUGUUCUACAAAAUAUUUUGAAAAAUUGACUUUCAGUGUUUUGAUGGUGCAAUGAUCAUGCGUUGGAUACUCUAAACCAGGUAAUGUUCGUGAAGCCAAAAGUUUAUGCAUUUUCAUUUGGCGUAUACUGAACUCCGUGUUUAGCUACCAGCAUUGAGUGGAUAGUGCAUUUUUGUUAUUUCGUCAAGAUUCAUGAUUGUGUUUGCCUUCCGAAAUGGUUGUGAACCCUACCUGGUUUACAGUAUGGGAUCAAAUAGAAGUGGAAGUAUCUACGGUAAAGUACAAGUAUCUACCUCUGUUCCAAUUCAUUGUUUCUUCAUGUACCAUGAGACAUUGUUGAUAUUACUUCACAAUUAAGACAUAAAUGGGCUUAGGCCCUUUGCCAUAUUCUAUUCAUAAUCAAAUGGAUUUAUUUGGUGUCCUAUUCAGUUGUCCUAUCCACAUGUCAUGUGACUUCCUUGAUUUGAUGCAAAUUGAUAGCAAAUUGAAUAGGUUGGUUUAACAUUUCUGUUUGGGGUAAAUUUCCUGGAAUCAUUGAACAUCAUGUACCUCAUAUCUGAAACUCUAUAGAGGCUUUCAGUUUCAAUUCUAGAUCUCAUUGUCAUCAUUGAAAUUCCUUCAUAAAACAUUCUUUUUAUUCUAUUUUGAGUCAGUGAUCUCAACACUUCAGUUAUUUUCUGUUUCGUUUUUUGUCCUCCGAUUGAAAAUGUGCUGUUAUGAUUUAUUGAUGCCUUGAUGUGCUGACUAUUGAUAUUAGUCUCCAUUGAAAAAUGAUUUCUAGCCAACUGAGCAAAGAGCAAAGGCCAACACAUUUUGACAUACCCUUGGCUGAAUAACAUGUCCGGUAUGUUGUUUGUUAUCAAAUGGAUCUCGACAUUUGAAAACUUUGGCCUAAUACUAGGUUUAAGGUACAGCUGAUUCAGUUAUGGUUGAUAAUUAUGAUCUAAAGAGCAAAAUCCAUUUCAACUUGAUUUAAUUAGAAUAAUUUGGAUGGAUGAAAAACUAUGAAAAACCAAACAUGAUGGAAGUUUCUGACCAAGUACAAGGUUGUUUGUACAGCAAGAUUUUCCAUCUGGAGCUUUGUUUACUGUUGUAAUCCCCUGGCUAUUGUCUCGCCUACAUUGUUUACCUCUUCAUGGUAAUCUUAACCUAGUUCUGUUAAAAUCCUUUUGUUCAUUGACGACCUGGUUUUCUUGUCAAAUGUUAUUUUAGGUCAGCAUAUUAUUAGUCUUGUUUGGAUGUGUCCCAAGAUGGCUUCAGUCCAAUGUUGAUCACACCACUCCUUGGGUCAAAAUAAUGACCACAUUGAAACUUCCUUGCUGUACUUCCCAGACGUAAAGCACUUGUUCCAUUUUCGCUUUGAACAGUGUGAAUGCCACGUCUGCAAGAUGACGAAACUAUGUUAUCGUUUUAGACAAGAGACAAAACAAGUCCGUUAUCUAAACCCAUCUUGGACGGCACAUGAGAUCUAAAGAUAUUGCAUCAGCCAUCAGAAACAUAUCAUGGCACUUAGAGUCUCGAUGGUGUGGCGAUAUAUUACCACACUGCCAAAUAUUUUGAAUUGAUCCUUAAAAGUGAUUGUUGGUAGUUUUGUUUUUCAAAAAGCAUUGAAUUCCAUUUGUUUUUGACUUCAACUUCAGAAUUGAGGGUUAAUCUUGGCACCAGGAUACAAAGGCUGCCAACAGGUAUGAUGUUUAUACAGUUCGGCCCGUGAUGCACCAAGAACUGGCUUGUAAAAGGUCUUUGCAUGAGUUCAGAAGAACAUUAUUAUAAAUUAUUUGGCAUCUGUGGUACAUAUAUGUAUUAUUGUAUGUUUGAUGUAAUAUAGGCUAUUAGGCCUAGUUUGGUUGCAAGGGCAAUGUGUGAACUACCUCAGAAAUAAGGGUAUGUUUUUUCCUUCCUGACGAUGUUGAUGUAAAUAGACUAAAAACAUAAUAUUUAUGGGGGUGAUCAACUGAAUGUGAUGGGAAUAAAUGAUGUGACGUGACGUCAUGAUGGCAGAGAAACCUGUUGGGGACUUUGAUGGGUUGAGGCUCUAUAGGAUGAGGGAAGGUGAUAUAAGGGAGAUGGAGAGCUGGUGGAUCACCAGCAUCAAAGGAAACAUUCAACUGUAAAACAGUUAUUUCUUUGACAACUUAUGCUACGAUUAUUUCCUUAAGAAGCAACAUUCUGUCUGCAUGUUUAAAAUGACAUUCCAUCUUACGUUAAAGUGUUCAGAAAAACCUUUUUCUGGAAGAGAGAACCUCCACCUGUAAAUACCCUUGCUCAAUUCUCGACUGAAUACCAGUGUGUAAGCUUGUGUAUUGUGAACUUUUCAGGAAAGGCACUCUCUGAUCUAAACCUUUUCAGUAUUUUAGUAAAAAAAGCAUCAUGGUCAAAGUCGAACUUUGGCCAUUUGUCAGUCGAAAUGACUAAAUGUGGUUGGAAGUAAUAGUUUGAAACAUGUGACUGCAAGUCAUAUGAGUUAUGGAGAAUUGCCUAGAGUACUCCGGCCUAUCUGUGCCUUGGCAGUAUGCCCAGUAGGUGAUUGCCAAGGUUUACUGUCAGGUGCUGUGUCAGCUUCACCAAUUACCAUUAUAAAGCAAUCAAAACUCUUGGAUUAUCACGAGAUGCAUUUAUUUGCAAUCAAUAAUCUUUAUACCACUGUAUUUGAUAAAUUUUUAUUUGAAAAUUACACAUUUUUGUAGGCCAACUUGGCAGUUUUUCGCUAUAAAUAAUACAAUAGUUACUAAAAAUGCAUAUUCAAAAAAUUAGUUGGAAAAACUACCAGAUGCCUUGUGAUGAAAAGAGCAUCUGGCUGUUUUAACAGCCCUAUUUUGUAAAAUGGUGUUACUUAUUCUGACACAUUACGUAGUCAUGAAUUGUAGACUGCAUUCAUUCUCAUCCUCUCAUCCAUGUCAUUACAGUAUAUUGAAAUGGAAAUGUAUGUUUACUAUUUCCCAAUGAUAAUUUUAAAGUAUUAUUUGACAAAAAUUGGGAAAAGUUCUCGAAAGGCCAAGUUGUUUUGUCAAAAUUAAUUGUACAAGUUCAGUUUCAUGCUGUAAAGUGUUUUGAUCCCCAAUCCAGACCAAGAACAUUGGAAUGACAUGUACCUUAUUUGGUCCUGGUUGGGGGCAAGAAACACUGCUUUCCAGUGUUGUCAGAUUGCUCAAUGUUUCAUUGUUUGUAGAAUGUCCAUGUGCUAGUCAUCAGUUGUCAUGGGGACUGUUGUGUUAGUUUUAAUCCAUUCCCGUGAGGUAUCACUAAGAGAGAAGCUUGUUAGUGCAUCUUCGACGAGGCUCUGUCCAAUCAAUUGAUAUCAGUCAGCGCAAUCACAGUUCACACCAAUCAGGUUCACAGGUCCAGGUUUAAACCAGUAGUCCCAGUGUCACAAUUCGGUCAUCGGGUGUGGUGCCCUUGAGAAGUAGGUGAAAAUUUCAGAUGAAGGACCAUGCUUUCAACCAGAACUGAUUGACCUAGUUUUUCGUAAUCACUCAGUGAAGAUUCAGAAUUGUUGACAUGAUUGCUGUAUAAUGUAAGAAACUAAGGUUUGUUGUCAUACAUGGUUUAAGUCAGCCACUUUCAUUUUGUGUUCCCGUCUUGCUGAUGAUGUGGAGUAUGGCCCACCAUUUCAUUUAUUCUUGACGAUCAGGGAGUGUCACAGAAGUAUAUAUGUGUCCUAGCCAUGCGUAAACCCACCACAUGUUGUGCAAUGCAGCUUGACAUGCUGGCUGAUGAAGUAUGCUGACUUUCAACAUUGUAUGACUUAUUUCAUAUUUUAUUUAUUAUUCUAUGCCGCAUUAACCUCAUUGAAUCUCAUUAUGUUUGAAAUUUAGAUUGAGAUCCAUUCAUCAUGGUUCAAUUGUAAAUUUGUAAAUAAUAAUUCAGGUACAUUAGCAUAAUCACAUGAUGAAAGUUCAAAAGGGUGUCUGACACGGUGUCCCUAUUACUUUAGGGAUGGUCAAUGGAGUACCUGUAUUGAAAAAUAUUCACUGUAUGUGGAGACCCCUAUAAACAUUUUCCAUCGGACCCUCAUAAAUGAGUAUGUACAAAAUACUUAACUGAUUGCUUUGAAUGUCAGUAAACAAAAUGAGUUAUUUUCUCUUAAAACAGUAAUGAAGAGGGUUCGGAAAUUUAUAAUUGCAUUGGCUUUUGUCUUGUUUUGGGUGAGGGUAUUUGAAUAGUUCUGUUGUCAGACUCGUGUCCAUUGAAAAUUCAUGUGGCUCUUUUGUGAAAUGCAAUGGUUGAUUUAAUUCCACUGCUCAAAAUACAAUGCUCUAACUUUUUGAUCAAACCUACAAAGAAAAAGUACACUCUGUUUCUGUGAUUCAGAUGAAAACCAAUGUGUUUUGUUGUCAGCUUCAUUAACCAUGAAAUAGAUAGACAAUUAGGGGCGGAUGAUUUGGUAUUGCGUUCGUAUUUUUCAAUUUUUGUACUUUGAGUAUGAUUCUUUAUUAUCUUUUGUAUAGUUACGAUUCAGUAGUGUUUGAGAAAGUUGAGUCAAUUCAAAGCAGCGGGGUGCUAAGGAAGAAAUAAACAGUUUGUACAUUUGCUCAUUGAAAUGAAA